Scomber japonicus (chub mackerel) is the source of this 2214-nucleotide messenger RNA. RefSeq names its product WD repeat domain 25 (gene wdr25). The transcript has 8 exons. The record is from RefSeq and is a predicted model, not a curated record. Gene Ontology annotation, molecular function: protein binding. NCBI's taxonomy places the organism in Eukaryota, Metazoa, Chordata, Actinopteri, Scombriformes, Scombridae. The coding region runs from base 123 to 1610 and encodes 495 amino acids.
GACACCUAAGGUUCCUACCGGCUGCUUCCACAUUUUGCAGGAUGUUGGAAAGCACAGAUGAUAUUUGACUGCUUUGGCGCUUCAGAAAUUGGAUACAGUUGCUGGUAGAUUGUCAUGUGAGGAUGUCUUCAUUAGUGGCCUAUGAGGACUCUGAGUCUGAGGAUGAUUCUUUGGAUCAAAAAGAGGGAGGAGGAUCCGCUUCUGUCCAAACUGAGUCUUGUGAACAGGCAAAAGACAACCAAGAAGUCAAGGGAAGUGAUUUUUUUGAGGUAACGCCAAACCCUCGCAUCUUCACAUCUGACCCUGACAAGACAAUGUUGGAAUCACAACCACCGCAAAGCUGCUUUGGCAGGGAAGAUAAAUAUUUUAGAGCAACUGCAGCUCCUCUCAGUUUAUCUGGUACUCAGGGGAAGCACCCAUCACUGCGGACUCUUCCUCACAUGGCACAAAGCUUUGGUGAUGGGUCAAACACAGCAAAAAGACCUCACACUGUCAAACCUGGUGUCAAACCAUACAUUCCCAAGAGACAGAGACUUUUCACUUCAUUAGAGAAAGGAGACACAAAGUAUAUGGCUGAGCAAGCCCCAGAGACUCAGACCAGGGACAGCCAAAUUCUCUCAGAUGUGUCGCCAAAAGUGAAGCCAUAUCUUCCUCACAAGCCAGGAGCUGCAGGGAUACCGAGGAGGCUUCUGAUGAGCCUGGGAGGCCACCAGGGCCCGGUAAACACAGUGCAGUGGUGUCCAGUACCUCAUCUCAGUCAUCUGCUGCUGUCUGCCUCCAUGGAUAAGACGUUUAAGGUGUGGGAUGGAGUAGAGAGCGGUCGAUGCCUGAGGGUUUACACCUGCCAUUCAGGAGCCGUGCGAGAUGCUUGUUGGACCCCCUGCGGGCGAAGACUCCUCACUGGCUCAUUUGACAACACUGCUGUGAUCACAGACGUAGAGACAGGGCAGCGAGUAGUGAAAUUGGACAACGAAUUCAAGGUGAUGUGUGUGGCCUUACAUCCCAGCAACCCUGAGAUAUUCCUGACUGGAGGUUACAGUUCAACAGUUAAAGCCUGGGACUCUCGCAGCAGCAAGAUGGUGGCAGUGUACAAAGCAGGAAUCCAGCAGACCUUGGACAUUCUGUUUCUGAGAGGUGGUGCGGACCUCAUAACAAGCUCUGACUGCGUGAGCAGAGACUCUGCGGACCGCACCCUCAUCGCCUGGGACUUCCAGACCACAGCCAAGGUCUCCAACCAGAUCUACCAUGAGCGGUACACAUGUCCAACCUUGGCUCUACAUCCGCUGGAGGAGUCCUUCGUUGCCCAGACCAAUGGGAACUACAUUGCAGUGUUCUCCUCCCAGCAGCCCUAUAGGAUGAACAAGAGGCGGCGAUACGAAGGACACAAGGUGGAGGGGUACGCGGUGCAGUGCGAGUUCUCUCUGGAUGGAACUAUGCUGGCCUCCGGGAGCUCCACCGGCUCCGCUCACUUCUACGACUACCAAAACACUCGUAUGCUGCACACCCUCCUCGCUCACAGCCAGCCCUGCCUGUGUGUGUCUCAGCAUCCUGUCCUGCCUGCGACUGCAGCCACUUGUGACUGGGCAGGCGAGAUCAAGAUCUGGCACUGACAACUCUGAAUGUGAAUACAGACUUUAAAAGUUAUAAGAAGCAACAGAUUGGCCAAAUGAGAUGGAAGACUGUAUUAAACUGGAAACUCACGAGCACAUUCAUUUUCGAGACUUUACCUCCCAUAAUCUCCCAUGAUCUCUAAGCAUGAAUCCAGGGUGACGUUUCAGCAUGAAACAUAUAUUUUACUCUGCUCUGUGAGCAACAGAUCUGCCCAACACCUUUCAGCAUCACCUACACACUGCAUUUACAGGGUUACUUCAACACAUAAAUAUACAGUAUAUCUGUACAUAGAUCCAUCAGAAAUACAUAAUAUACACUCUUAACAAAUAUUUACACACCCAAAUAUAAACCUAGUAAAUAUAUUACACACAUAAAUACAUUACAGUAAAACCAAACCCCUUUCCCGCUUAUUGUUACCCUCCUGGAACUAUUAAAAGGUGUGUGAGCCCCCAGGAGUUCUUACCCAAGCACCCUGGGAAAAGGAUGACAUGCAGAGAGGCGACCGACAAAGUGGAACAGCCAAGCGUCCCAGCUGUCAAACAUCAGACUCAAACGAACUGCAAUACACCAUCAAUCAAUCAAUAAAUACAUUUGUUCAAGUUA